GGGCGUGGCUAGCUUUGCCUUUCGCCAUGAUGAACAAAUGACCUCGCGGGGAAUGAAAUUUAAAUUCUACAAAGGCGAGAGAGUUCUUUGCUUCGAGCCGGACCCGACCAAGGCGAAGGUGCUUUAUGAUGCCAAGAUUGUUGAUAUUGUUAUUGGAAAAGAUGAGAAAGGAAGAAAGGUCCCAGAAUAUCUGAUCCAUUUUAAUGGUUGGAAUAGAAGUUGGGACAGAUGGGCAGCUGAACAUCAUGUACUUUGUGACACUGAUGAAAAUCGCAGAUUACAGCGCAAAUUGGCAAGAAAAGCUGUGGCUCGCAUGAGAAGAAAAGGAAAGAAAGGGCGUUGCAGAUUGCCAGGUGUUGAUUCUGUACUGAAGCUCCUUCCUACUGAAGAGAAUGAAAGGAGUAGUGAAAACUCUAUAAGUAGUUCUUCUGAUGAUGAUAGUGAUGAAGGAACAGAAGAGGAGCUAAAGAGUGAAGAAAGUGACAUUGAUGAAAAGAUAGAAAUGAAAGAAGAGCAAGAGACUCAUGCUAAAAGAGAUAUGGAAGAAAGAGCAAUAAACAUUGAAAUUCCUGAAAUCUUGAAAAAGAAACUUGAAGAGGAUUGUUACUAUAUUAACAGGCGAAAACGGCUUGUGAAACUGCCAUGUCAGACAAAUAUAAUAACCAUCUUGGAAUCAUACGUAAAGCAUUUUGCCAUUAAUGCAGCUUUUUCAGCCAAUGAGAGAUCCCGACACCAUCAAAUGACUUCACAUUCCAACCUGAAUGUUCAUUAUAUCCCACCAGAAAAAAAUGUUGAAUUAUGUAAAGAAAUGGUGGAUGGCCUAAGAAUAACCUUUGAUUUCACUCUUCCUCUUAUUCUACUGUAUCCUUAUGAGCAAGCACAGUUUAAAAAGGUGACAUCCUCCAAAUUUUUUCUACCAAUCAAAGAGAGUGUAGCAAAUUCUAACAGAAAUCAAGAAGAGCUUUCUCCAAGCCCACCUCUUCUGAAUCCAUCAACUCCACAAUCCACAGAUAGUCAGCCUGCAACAGGAGAACCUGCAACACCAAAACGCAGAAAAACUGAACCUGAAAUUUUGCAGUCUCUAAGGCGUUCCACACGUCACACGUCCAACUGUGAUAGGCUGUCAGAAAGCAGUGCUUCCCCACAGCCAAAAAGGCGGAAUACUGAGGCUCCUGCUUCAAUGCCAAAAUUGUUUUUGCAUCUUGAAAAAAAAACGCCUGUCCACAGUGGGUCAUCAUCUCCUAUUACACUGACCCCUAGCAAAGAGGGUAGUGCAGUAUUUGCUGGAUUUGAAGGCAGAAGAAAUAAUGAAUUGAAUGAGGUGUUGUCAUGGAAACUCAUGCCAGAAAGCUAUCCUCCAGGCGAUCAGCCACCACCACCUUCUUACAUUUAUGGAUCUCAACAUUUGCUGCGCAUGUUUGUAAAGCUUCCAGAGAUACUUGGGAAGAUGAGCUUUUCUGACAAAAAUCUAAAAGCUUUAGUAAAGCAUUUUGAGUUCUUCCUAAGGUUCCUAGCUGAGUAUCAUGAUGAUUUCUUUCCAGAGUCAGCUUAUGUAGCAGCCUGCGAGGCCUAUUAUACCACCAAAAAUCCACGUGCUAUCUACUGAAACUGUGGAUGCAGUCAGCUGUACAAACUGGGCAUGCUCCAUGUCUCCUAUUUUAUUGCAUUACUUCAAGAUCAAGAAAAAUUGGAAGAUAUAAUUAUAAUAUCACAAAUGCUUGCGACAGUGUUGUUCUUUUGACAUAAAGAAAAUUUCAUUUCAGAGCUAUGCUGAUGUUGCAUUCUAGCACUUGCACUUCGCUACCAGAUAAAUGAAGCUCUGCAUUGACUGUUAAUGCAUAGAACUGCAUACAAAUAAAGUAAGAAAAGGGAAGAGAUGCAUUAAAAACAGACUUGAGAAGAACUAAUUCAUCCUGUGUUCCAUGUUAUUAUAGCCUUGCUUCAGAUUGACCUCUCAUCAUUUCUGUUUAAAAAGUAAAGGCAGUUGCAUUGUACAGGUUGUUCAUAUUUGGGAUUUUUU
This is a messenger RNA of Protobothrops mucrosquamatus (brown spotted pit viper), 2020 nucleotides long. RefSeq names its product MSL complex subunit 3 (gene MSL3). The transcript is spliced from 13 exons. The coding region runs from base 38 to 1606 and encodes 522 amino acids. Gene Ontology annotation, biological process: regulation of DNA-templated transcription; chromatin organization. NCBI's taxonomy places the organism in Eukaryota, Metazoa, Chordata, Lepidosauria, Squamata, Viperidae. The record is from RefSeq and is a predicted model, not a curated record. Gene Ontology annotation, cellular component: NuA4 histone acetyltransferase complex; MSL complex; nucleus.